Lactuca saligna is the source of this 687-nucleotide messenger RNA. The record is from the annotation of a GenBank genome assembly. NCBI's taxonomy places the organism in Eukaryota, Viridiplantae, Streptophyta, Magnoliopsida, Asterales, Asteraceae.
AUGAAGGCCUCUGACCAAUUCCUGAAAAGUGGAAAGGGGAGUGUCGUGGUGGCACACAUUUCACUUGCAACAGCACUAAGGACACUUAAAUAUCUAAUUCGCAGAUACAAGAUUCAUGUAUACAACAUUGAUGAAUUGAAUUUAUGUGCUCUACCUUACCAUGAUACACAAGUUUUUGUCCGGAUUGUGCAACUUAUUGACACAGGCCAGAUGGGCCAUCGAUGUAUGGUGAAUGAGUUACAGAGAUUUCCUGUUCUCAGAAAGAGAAUGGAUGAUGUCAUAGGGAAUUUUUUAAGUGAUGGUCUUCAGCCUUCUGAAACCAUGAUUGGGCACAUAGUUGAAAUGGAGAUGGAUUACAUAAACACAUCACACCCGAAUUUUGUGUGUGGGAGUAAAGUUGUGGAGGUUACCUUGCAGCAAGUGAAAUCUUCUAAGCUUGCAACAACAGUGUCGAGGCAAAAGGAUGGAGUUGAGUCUGAAAAAGCUCCACAAUCUGAAAGGGGUAUAAAGUCACGUGCAAUUCUUUCUAGGCCUGUUAAUGGAAUUGUCAUAGAACAGCUUUCCAAUGGCAAAAUAAUAUCACGUUAUGUUCUUCUUUCUACCUUUGAAACUGCAAGAGAUGCUGGAGCUAGCCCUUACAUGAACCUAAGAACAAAAUGGAGAAGUGAGUUGAAGAUGGAGAAAUGA